AUGGUGCAGAGUGUGCCACCUGCCGUACAGCUGGGUAGCGCUAUUGUGGCUGCCGUCGAGCAGGAUGCCGAGGAGGAAGCGGAAAUGGAGCAACGGCUGCAAAGGGCAUGGCUCCAGAGCGCCGAACAACAGCUCUGGCGCUUUAUUAACGGCGAACUAAGUGGACAGGAGCUAAGCAGAAGUGUCAAAGCCUGGCAGGAUGAGGCACGCGGCAAACAUCACAAGCACAAGAAACUGUUGAAAAUGCUUUAUCCCCUGCUUGGAGCUGCCUUACUGGCAAAGUUGGUGCUGCUGCCGCUGGUUCUAAAAGCCCUCACUGCUCUCUCCAGCUCCUCGUUUGUCAUGGGCAAAAUAGCACUUAUAACUUCGAGUUUUCUAGUGCUCAAGUGGAUCUUUUCCAGUGGGCAUGCACACGAUCGUCUCGAGAUCAUACACGCUAUGGCGCCCUCACUAAAGGCGCAUGCUACCGAGGAUAUAUACGCAAGUGGCAGUAGUUGGUGGCCGAUGCGGCAACGCUACAUACCUCUGGGACCGGGGGCCGCCGGCAAGGAUGCUGCCUAUCGCUAUCCACAACAUAACUACGAGGCGUUACAGCUGGACCGGCCGUUUUUAUAG
Molecule: messenger RNA, 615 nt
Organism: Scaptodrosophila lebanonensis
Lineage: Eukaryota; Metazoa; Arthropoda; Insecta; Diptera; Drosophilidae
Exons: 2
Coding region: 1-615 (204 amino acids)
Source: RefSeq, a predicted model, not a curated record